This is a messenger RNA of Mastomys coucha (southern multimammate mouse), 1283 nucleotides long. RefSeq names its product ubiquitin D (gene Ubd). Bases 366 to 851 code for a protein of 161 amino acids. The transcript has 4 exons. Gene Ontology annotation, cellular component: nucleus. Lineage: Eukaryota; Metazoa; Chordata; Mammalia; Rodentia; Muridae. The record is from RefSeq and is a predicted model, not a curated record. Gene Ontology annotation, molecular function: protein binding; proteasome binding. Gene Ontology annotation, biological process: response to type II interferon; protein ubiquitination; positive regulation of canonical NF-kappaB signal transduction.
UGUGGUUGCUAGAAAUUGAACUCAGGACCUCUGGAAGAGCGGUCCUCCCUGCUACCUCACUGCAAGGCUGUUUCCUGUUCAUCUUCAAUCUGAGAUGACAUUUUCUGCCAGAGACUGAUGAUGCUUCAGAAUUCCAAAAUCCUGUUGGACAAUGGUGUCAGCUAAAGAUGGAUUGGCUAAGGGGAGAAAUUUGUGUACAAAGAGUGUCCAUUAUUAAGUUCACCCCAGCGAAAGUGAAAGGAAUUCUUGAGAACAAAGAUUGUUGCUGAACUGGACAACACAUCGGACGUGGGGAUUUCCAACCCAGCUACUCACAUAUAAGCAGACACGAGGACUCUUUUCUCAUUUAGCUUCUGACUGCAGACAUGGCUUCCUGCAUCUGUGUUGUCAGUUCAGAGCAAUGGCCAGUGAUGACCUUUCGUACCACCGAGAACGACAAAGUGAAGAAGAUAAAUGAACACGUUAGGUCCCAAACCAAAGUCUCUGUUCAGGACCAGAUCCUUCUGCUAGACUCCAAGAUCCUCAAGCCCCAUAGGAAAUUGUCAUCUUAUGGGAUUGACAAGGAAACCACUAUCCACCUCACCCUAAAGGUGGUGAAGCCCAGUGAUGAAGAGCUGCCCUUGUUUCUGGUGGAGUCAGAAAACGAGGGGCAAAGGCACCUCCUCCAAGCUCGAAGAACCAGCUCAGUGGCCCAGGUGAAAGAGAUGAUCGAGAGUGUGACUGCUGUGAAGCCCAAGAGGCAGAUUGUGACUUGCAACGGAAAGAGGCUGGAAGACGGGAAGAUCAUGGCCGACUACAACAUCAAGAGUGGCAGUUUGCUCUUUCUGACAGGGCACUGCAUUGGGGGAUGAUCACUGGGAUGGGUUAUGAGAAGCUCAAAGCCAAUUUACUUUGAGCUAUUACCAAUCACAUCUCUUGAUGAUGUAAAGGAAUUAGGGAGAAUGAAAUAAAGAUUUGAGGGGAGUGGGGUGGAUUGGUGAAUAUUUGUCAAGUCUGCAAUUCCUUGUUUCUAACAUAGUUCAUUUGCAGGGUUGUUGAUGAGAGCAAACACUGAAACUUUAGUCAGGUGUGGUGGUGCAAACUUGGGAGGCAGGGGCAGGCAGAACAAUGAAUGAUUGUUGAACCAAAUUGAAUUCUAAUUAUAGACUAUAGAGAAAUAACGUGUUAUGGAAUAUUAUUGUUUACCAUAACGGGAUCAUAGUCUAAUAAAUGAUUUAGAAAUUCAGGAAUCAUUUUCUUAUUUAAAGAUAUUUGGUAUACAAUAAAAACUAGUAGUUUCUCCA